AUGAAGGUCACCAACGUCCUCUCCUCUCUGUUGGGAGUUGGUCUCCUUUCCGCCGACGUUGUCUUGGCCAAGGAUAGACGCCGUGUUGGUGUCGAGAUCAAGAGCCCUCUCAAAGGCGUCAACUUCCAGCGUAUCAAGGCCUUUCGUGAGGCUGCCCCAGAUGAGGUCUCUGGCCGCACCGAGAAAUUAAAGCCGUUUCAUGGCAGAAUCACCGGCCACAACGCCGCCACGGCAUUGGGCGCGGCCCAACCUCGAGAUCUCUCUUCCAGCUACCAGAACAUCACAGCCCUAUCUCCUUGGGGUACUCAAUAUGCUGUCGAGGUUACCUGGGAUGGCAAGCUCAUCAACAUGAUCUUCGACACUGGCAGCAGCGACACCUGGGCCACCAGUUCCAAUCUGACCUGCACCAACCUGUCAGGCACUGCUGUCUAUUCCCCUGAAUCUUGCGGCUUUGGACCAGACAAGAUUGACGAGUUCAAAUAUGGCCCCGUCGAGGAUGUCCACUUCGCCUUGAGCUACGGUUCUGGCGAGCGAGUGUCUGGCCCUAUGGGUUACAGUGACAUCGAGGUGGCCGGUAUCGUCGUCAAACAACAGCAAGUCGGCUUGGCCAACAAGACGUACUGGAUGGGCAACAACUACACCAACGGUGUUCUCGGUCUUGCCUAUCCCUCCAUCACCAGCGCUUUCACUGGCGACAUGAAUGAGGAUCGCCCUGCUUUCCAGGUCCCAUACUCGCCCUUCUUCACCAGCAUGGUUCAGCAAGGACUCUCUUCAGAUGCCUUCAGCGUCUCUCUCGUCCGCAAUUCGUCUGGCGUGAUUGGAUGGGGUGGUCGCACUGGUCUGCCAAUCACUAGCCCUACGGCCUACACCGAUCUCAUCAUUACUAGCAUCAACUCACAGCGUCCCGACGGUAGCUGGCAAUACUCCUACUACACUAUCCUCGUCGAUGGCUUGCGUUGGGGAUCCACGAGCGACACCAAGAAGUACCUCUACAUUGUCGACACUGGCACGACGCUCAUGUACGUGCCUCCGCCCACAGCUGAGGCUAUUGCCAGAUCUUUCUCCCCCAGCGCCAUCUACUUGUUCCAGUAUGGUGGAUACUUUGCCCCUUGCGAUGCUAUUGCUCCCAAGAUAGCUGUCAUCAUCGAAGGCGCGAGCUUCUUCAUCAACCCCGUUGAUCUCAUCUAUCACGGGCUGGUGGAUCCUCUCACGGGCUACUGCCAGGUUGGAAUCACUACCGGUGGCACGGGUCCCUACAUCCUGGGCUCAGUCUUCCUUCACAAUGUCGAGGCCUACUUUGACGUUGGCGCUGGCCAGGUUCGCUUUUACGGUCGCGAAACCUACGGUGCCACCCCUCAGCUUCCCGAGAAGUAA
Messenger RNA from Colletotrichum fioriniae, 1374 nucleotides. RefSeq lists its product as uncharacterized. Gene Ontology annotation, molecular function: aspartic-type endopeptidase activity. Gene Ontology annotation, cellular component: fungal-type vacuole. The record is from RefSeq and is a predicted model, not a curated record. Gene Ontology annotation, biological process: proteolysis. Lineage: Eukaryota; Fungi; Ascomycota; Sordariomycetes; Glomerellales; Glomerellaceae.